UUCUAAUCGUAGACGAGGAUCGGAUCAGUGAUCACUUAUUCGUACUCCAUCGAUGAUCUAUUGAUCCCGGGUUACGCCGUCUCAUAAAUCCACUUAGAGUUGCCUUUCUUGAAGCCCUUUUCCGCGCAUCUGAGAAUCUAUGGACCUGUCUUCAAAGCCUUUGAAGACUUAAACAUUUCGAUUUGAAGGUGAAUGUGUUCUUGCUGCUAAGGAGAACGAGAGGUCUGUUUAUUGAAGUUGUGAAGAUUCAAAUCCAUCUUUUCUUUCUUUUUUUGGGACAAAAGGAAAAGAAUGAUGGUUUCAUCUAAAAAAAGCAUUUGUUAUUGCUCUAUAUCAAAGGGAGGUCGAAUUUUGUACACAUAUAACAACGAAGGAGACCUAGAGAUGGAGAACUUGGCUACACAAUGCUUAGAGAAGGUGCCACCUCAUCACCAAUGGUAUUUCCAGACAAUGGGUAAAAAGACUUUCUGUUUCUUGAUUGAAGAAGGCGGCUAUGUCUAUUUUGCAAUUGCACAAGACACUCUCGGAAAUGCUGAAGCUCUUCGGUUUCUUCAAAAUCUUAGAAGCGAAUUUGAAAAGUAUGCAAGAAGGGGUAGUUCUGGAAGAAGCAUGUCAAGUCUUAGCUCCAUAAGUACACUCCAAGAGCAACUAGUCCCGGUAAUUAGGAAUUUAAUUACCUCACUAGAGAAUGUCUCAGGUGGGGACACUAGGUGGCCCACUAUGCCCAAUCAAGACCACUUGUUGGUGCCCACAACUUCAUUCCCCAAUGCAAACGGGCAAAUGGAAGGAGGGCCUUCUUCAACAAGAGCCCCAUUGUUGAGCAAAUAUGCCAUUAAGAAGAAUAAGAAUAAAAAGGAGCAUGUGGUUGUUGGAGUGAAGGGUAUCGAGAUGGAGCAUAGGAAGUCUACAGAAAGAGUUGACUCCGAAGCAUUGGGAGUAUCUCCUGUGUUGUUACAACGAGAGUUUGGGUCGGGAAGGAUGAUGAGGGGAAGCAAUCACCACCACAACUUUCAAAAGAAAUGGUGUCGUUUCGUUCGGAUUAUUCUCGCCGUGGAUGGUGCAGUUUGUCUUGUCCUACUUGUUAUAUGGCUAGUCCUAUGUGAAGGAACAAAGUGUAUUAGUUGAAGCAAGUUACAAAAAGUAUUACAACACAGACCCUUGUCAGGAUGGGUCCCUUUUCUCAACACCUCAUGUCACACUUCAUCAAUGGUGAUUUUCUCAAACCCCUCAUAGCCAUAUGUUUUUUUGUGUAAUUUAUAAUCUUUCUGUUUAUAUGCAUGCAUGGGUCGAGAAAGUUACAAGCAAAAUGUUGUGUUUUGAAUUAAAGAUGGAAGACCGAUCCAUUUAUUGAUGAUUGAAAGAUGGAAGACC
Cuscuta europaea is the source of this 1371-nucleotide messenger RNA. Lineage: Eukaryota; Viridiplantae; Streptophyta; Magnoliopsida; Solanales; Convolvulaceae. The record is from the annotation of a GenBank genome assembly.